AUGACUCUGAACUCGAUGAAGCUGGAAGUCCACUUUCAGCAGAAACAGAAUGAAGACGUGGAUGAUGAAGACUUCUGCGCUCUUGGUGGACGAUGGGCCUCUCAGAGCAACAGCGAAAGGUGGCCCCAAACUGACUCACAGGAACACCAUGGAGACAGCUGGCAGAGCAGCUCCGCGAUGAGGAGGUUUUCCAGCCAGGAAAGUGUCCUCACAGACCUCAGUGCUGACUUGGAGGCGAUUUCACUCCACAGCACCAGCAGCACCGGUGGGGCCUCCGCUCUCGGGGCUGGGGCACCCCAUUCGUCCUCCACUCAGAACUCUCCAACCUCCCCCAACCCUCGUGGAGGCUUGAGUAGCCAUUCGCCAGCAGCCCAGUCUUCAGAUGGAAACAGCAGGGAAACACCCAAGGACUGUCAGACACGGAGUUUCCUCAAAAGAAUCGAAUCUCUGAGAAGGAAGGACAAGGAGAUAUUGGACUCUGCUAAAGCUCCAGACAGGGACGGAACUCACAUCGCGCCUAGUUGGAGCUCCCCAAAGGACGCCAAGGCACCUGCCUCUGGGACGCUGCCGCGUGAGCCCAAGUAUGGUAGUAUUUAUUUAGAGGAUUAUGAAACCAGUCUGAACAAGAAAUGGGAUGCCAGAACGUGGGACCACCAAAUUGCAUCUAAAAGAGAUUAUUUAUUCCACGUCCCAGGGGAUUACAAGCCAGGCACUUUCCCCAGAUCCCUCUCCCUCGAAAGCUUGUGUCCUUUGGAGAGCAGCUGUUUGGCAGACUGGAAAUCGACCCCCAAAGCCUCGAGUUCUUUGGCCUGCGGCACUGGCGUCAGCAGUGGUGUCCGCGGGAGCAACUCUCCUCACGCCCUGGAACACCAGCCAAGGAGGCCUUCAAGCACUUUCACAGGUAGCCGCACCAGCCUCUAUGAUAAUGUUCCUGACUUCGGCAGUGGAGACGAUCUCUUUGAUCUGGACCAGGAAAUGAUCUAUGAAAACCUAGAUGACAUCCUGCAGCACGUUUGGGGACUCCAGCAGAAAAUAGAGCUCUGGUCAAAGGCAGUUAAGUUGGACACGGAAGAUGAAACUAUUGGGGUGGAGGAAAGGGAGGACACAGACUCUGGCGAGGAGCCCACCAAUCUGGAGAACCGCUCCAUCUCUGACAUGGGUACUUCCACCAGCGACUUCGAGAGCACGGCCAACUCCCUGAAUGAGACUGAGGAUCCCGAAAUGAGGGAGCGCAGAGACUCUGGCGUGGGGGCAUCACUUACAAGGCCUUGCAGGAAACUCCGCUGGCACAGUUUCCAGAACUCCCACCGGCCCAGCUUAAGUUCGGCCUCCUUAGAGAUCAGCUGCCAGUCAGCAGCUCAGCUCAGCCUUCUCCAGAAGUGCUCCCUUUUCCGCCUCACAGCCAUCGUGGAGAAGUUCUCCGUUCCCCACAAGCAGUCCUGGGCCUGGACUGUUCCCAAGUUCAUGAAGAGGAGCAAGCCCCCAAACUACAGGGGAAAGAUGGUCUUUGGAGUCCCCUUGAUUGUCAGUGUCCAAAGGACGGGGCAGCCCCUGCCCCAGAGCAUCCAGCAGGCCAUGCGCUAUAUCCGAAGCCGGUGCCUGGACCAGGUUGGCAUUUUUCGCAAAUCUGGUGUAAAGUCCCGGAUCCAGGUCCUCAGACAAAGGAGUGAAGCCUCUCCUGAUUAUGUGAAUUAUGAAGGGCAAUCAGCCUAUGAUGUGGCUGACCUGUUGAAGCAGUACUUCCGUGAUCUCCCAGAGCCUGUCUUCACCAGCAAGCUGACAGAUACAUUUCUGCAGAUAUACCAGUUUGUGCCCAAAGAGCAGAGGCUGCAAGCUGUCCAAGCCGCCAUCGUGUUAAUGCCGGAUGAGAACCGGGAGGUUUUGCAGACGCUGCUCUAUUUUCUCAGCGAUGUUGCCUCUUCCGAGGAGAACCAGAUGACAGUGGGAAACCUGGCUGUGUGCUUAGCUCCCUCCAUUUUUCACCUCAAUGUCUCCAAGAAAGAGAGCACUUCUCCAAGGUCAGUUCACAGGAGGGGCACUGUGGGGAAACCAGAGCAGAAAGACCUGAAUGAAAACAUGGCUGCCACCCAAGGCCUCUCCCACAUGAUUGCCAACUGCAAGAAGCUGUUCCAGAUUCCCCAUGAUAUGAUACUGCAGCUCAGCAACUCCUACCUGCUGGCUGAUGCUCAGCCACUCUCCUUACCGGAGCUGAGGAAGCAAAACCUGGAAAGAGAAAUCCAGGAUUCCCACCCAGUCUUGGAGGCCAGCAUUCGAGGCCUGCUGAAGGAGUCAUCCGAACGCUUCAAAGGCUGGACCAGCAUGCUUGCCCCCCCCCACACGGAGCUCUCAUGCAAGAAGGUGGAGGAUGGGCAUCCCCUGCGGCUCUGGAAGGUCUCCACCGAAGUGGCCGCAUCCCCUCACCUGGUGCUCAAGCGGAUUCUCAGGGAGCGGCACUUUUGGGACGAGGACCUGCUGCAGGGCCAUGUGGUGGAGGCUCUGGACAAGAACACCGAAGUAUACCAUUAUGUGACCGACAGCAUGGCUCCGCACCCACGGCGGGACUUUGUGGUUCUCAGGUCAUGGCAGACAGACUUACCCCGUGGGGGUUGCCUCCUGGUCUCCUUCUCUUUGGAGCAUCAAAAGUUGCCACUGGAAUUUGGAGUCAGGGCCACGGUGCUCACCUCCCAGUACCUGAUGGAGCCUUGCGGAACAGGACACUCCAAGGUGACACACAUCUGCCAAACUGAUCUCCGAGGGAGGUCUCCAGAGUGGUACAACAAGGUCUUUGGCCAUCUCUGUGCUAUGGAGCUGGCCAGGAUUCGCGAUUCUUUCCCAGUGUUCAAUCCCUGUGGACCAGAAACCAAGAUCUGA
Messenger RNA from Protobothrops mucrosquamatus (brown spotted pit viper), 2871 nucleotides. RefSeq names its product StAR related lipid transfer domain containing 8 (gene STARD8). The transcript has 12 exons. Gene Ontology annotation, biological process: signal transduction; regulation of Rho protein signal transduction; actin cytoskeleton organization. Gene Ontology annotation, molecular function: lipid binding; GTPase activator activity. Lineage: Eukaryota; Metazoa; Chordata; Lepidosauria; Squamata; Viperidae. The record is from RefSeq and is a predicted model, not a curated record. Bases 1 to 2871 code for a protein of 956 amino acids.